GUGCAGUAGUCUGCAAAGAAAAGUGACCACGGCCGGAGCCCGUGCAGCCCUCUGAGCGGCGGGACUGCGACCCACACGGACUCGGUUUGCCUCAACCGGCGAGAGCCCGCGGCGUGGGGCGGAUUCAUGUCAAGCGGGGAAUCGCUGCGCUCGGACGCUUAAAUUGCGGAUCUAUGAAGACGCGCGCAGGUUUUUUCUCACUCCCAGCACCAGACCGAGGGAACAGGGAGUGAUUCGCCCCCCACGCCCCCCCCGCAGCCACCAGUCUGCAGACCCCAUGCCGGGCAUCAGCGCCACCGCGCCUCGUUAUGAAAACUGGGACAUGGACCACCUCGACCACUACCAACACUAUUUCUACGACGACCACGACCCGGACGAGGAUUUCUUCAAGUCCACGGCGCCCAGCGAGGACAUAUGGAAGAAAUUCGAGCUGGUGCCGACCCCGCCCAUGUCCCCCGUCCGGGCGGCAGAAGGCUCGGGCAGGGUCGGGCUGCUGUGCCCGACCCUGGGCGACAAGCUGGAGUGGGUCUCCCAGUUCCUGGGGCAGGAGGACGAGCAGCAGCAGCAGCAGCAGCAGCAGCAGCAGCAGCAGCAGCAGCAGCAGCAGCAGCAGCAGCAGCAGCAGCAGCAGCAGCAGCAGCAGCAGCAGCAGCAGGAGCUGCCCUUCAAGCUGACCACGGCCAACGAUUCCUUCGGCAACCUGAGCUCCAUCAUCAUCCAGGACUGCAUGUGGAGCGGCUUCUCGGCCGGCCAGCAGCUGGAGAGAGUCGUCGGGGAGCGCUGCGCCCCCUGUCCCGGGACGGCGGCCGCCGGCGCCAAAGUCGCCGCCGGGUGCGCCGUCGCGUCCCCGGGGCGGGCGCAGUGUGGCCCCGCCGACGCACCGGCCCUCGGCGGCCCGGCGGCGGACUGCGUGGACCCCGGCGCGGUGCUCACUUUCCCGUUGACCGGCGGCUGCAAGAAGCAGGUGUCCUCCGGUUCCGAGUCUCACACCGACUCGUCAGAUGAUGAAGAUGACAAGGAUGAGGAUGAAGAGGAGAUUGACGUGGUGACAGUGGAGCACAAGCAGCAGCGGAAACCCCGCCGACUGGUCAACACCCGCAAACCUGUGACCAUCACGGUGCGGGCUGACCCCCUCGACCCCAGCAUGAAGCGUUUCCACAUCUCCAUCCACCAACAGCAGCACAACUACGCUGCCCCUUCCCCAGACACUCUCCCUCAGCCGGCCGAGCCGCCUCGGAAGAGGGUGCGGCAGGAGGCCUCCAUCCCGGCGACCCAGCCCCAACAGAACUCUCAUUGCCACCAGCCCCGACCCGGCCACGCCCCUCUGAACUUAGACAGCACAAAGUCUCACGUGACCGCGGCCGGGGUCAGGUCCGAGUCGCCUGACCUCAGCGCCUCCUCUCCUACCUCCCCCGCAUCGCCUUCAUCUCCCCCCUCCUCCUCCUCCUCCUCCUCUUCUUCCUCCCACCCCCAGAGCUCCCCCUCGAAGCCCCACUCCUUCUCCCACCUCUCCAGCCCCCAGUCCUCGGACUGCGAGGACACAGACAAACGCAAGGCGCACAACUUCCUAGAGCGCAAGCGACGGAAUGACCUGCGCUCACGUUUCCUGUCGCUGCGGGACGAGAUCCCGGGCUUGGCGGACUGCCCCAAGACUCCGAAGGUGGCGAUCCUCACGCGAGCCACGGAGUACCUGCAGCAGCUGCACACCAGCGAAAGGCAGAGGGCUCAGGAGAGGAAGCAGCUGAAAGCCAAGCAACUGCAGCUGCUGCAGAGGCUGGCACAGCUCAGGCGGUCCUGAGCGCCAGGCCGUCGGCUGUCACCACACACACGUACACUCACAGAACUCAGCGGGACUACAUGAAGGAGAAAAGACACUAAUGUUCACUUUGAGUUUGUCACUUUGGAAUAGUGCGGGUGGAAUUGUUUUUUUUCUUUUUCUUUUUUUCUAGUUUUCUACGUUUGUGGUUUGCACAUUAGCUUCUGAGUGAUUGACAAGGCCACAAGCCGGUCCGGACAGUAAGCUAGGGACUGAUCUUCUGAGGAAUCUUCUGGGCAGAUUAACUCGACCAUGGUUACUCAAUAUAGAUUUCUCUAACUGUUAUGUUUCCCUGAAUGAAAAUGUUCAACUGUUGCUUGCUACUGGGAGACCUGCUUCUCGCUGAUAAACUGCUACAACUGUGCUGUUUAACUGCUGCAUGGUCUGGUCGGACGUCUGCUGGUGAUAGGUGUGCUUGCACGGCAGCGAUGAGCCCCCUAGUUUUUCUUUCCCCCUUCAAACUUCAGCUUUGCUAUGUGUUAUUUUCCAUCUUUCUUUACUUUUCUUUCGUCUUACCUUUUCCCCGUUGUUUCUUGUUCGUUCCUCCUCUCCUUUUCCCAUCAGUGGUUAGUUUCUGUCUUUAUGCCUGCUGAUAUAGUGGAGAUGCAGGGGGCUGUAGUCGGACUGUACUGAGCCACGCAGCAGUAACAUUACAACUGGAUGCAUACGAUUUGCUCAGCACCUCCUGAAAUAGCUCAGGUUACGUCCCAACUUUCUGUGCCUGCAGGUUUCCGCCGAUUCCUCCUGUUGAUUUCUUGUUGCACCAGAGGUGUAUUGCCAGCAGCACUUUGCCCACAGUAACAGCCUAUUUAGUAGCGUUAUUUGGAGAAAAUUAUUAAAAAUGCGCUGCCGUUGUUCGAGAUCUUCAGAAAAACUGUAUGAAAAUGUUCACCAAGAUUUCCCUCUCUGUAUUAUUCUGUGAUGGAGACCAGCCAAAGGGUGAAUGUCGGCUUCAAUUAACCAACCAAAAUAAAUUCUUAGAUCAGCUCAAAUUUAAUCUGUAUAUGUCAUCAAAGAUGCCAACUUCUGCUUGGAGAUGAAGCCCACUGAUUUCCAAUGGUAUAUUUCUUUUUCUUCUCCCUUUUUUUUGAGGAGGGGUGGUUAAUUUGAUGUGAUGCCUUUCGAAGCAUUUCAAUGAACGCAGACUAUACUGUUGGAUGUUGUGUAUAUAGUCCCCUCACUGUACAGUCCCUUUCCAAACAAAAAACCAGAGCUGUCUACUAUACUCAAACGAGUUUUUUUUGUUCGGCCUUGUGUGUGAAAACUGUGGCCAGGCUUGCUGGCUUUUCAAAGAUGACUCAAAGCUUCUAUUUUUGUUAAUAAAAUGAUUAUGAAAAAGAAAAAAAAGUCAAAAUAAAACACUCACUGAACAUUGAUCACACUAGCCACUUUGUCACAACAUUUUUCUUUCUUUUUUUAAUGGCUACUCGUUUUCGUUACUUGUUUUACGUGUUUUUCUGGGUUUCUUUAUUUGUACAAGAGUUUUAUACAAUAUUUUCCUACCGAGUUGUGUUUCAGUGUGAGCUAGUUGUAAUGAAGCUGGCAGGGGUUCUGCUGGUGGAUUUUGUGCUGCAAAUUGGCGUGUAAGGUCUGCUUUCUCUGUCUGGAGUGGAAGGCACCUGAAAGCUCCUGUACUGACUGUAGCUGUAGUAACUCUUUUAAAUCUGGCGUGGUGGCGGGGGGGCUUAAGAGGAUCUAUCGAUUAAAGUUCUGUCUGUGUGUAGCCUUCAGUGACCUUAAUGUUACCGCUUUCUCUGCUUUUUUUUCUUUUUGGAAAGCUUGGUGCUCCCUAUUGUCCCAUAAGCCAUGCAACAGAGAACACCAUAGCCCUGGAUCUAGUACUGUAAAUGACGGGGAUCACUGCGAGUAGCAUCCUACUCCCCCUGCUUUUAUCGGCACUCAGGAAACCCUGUAAACUGUAGCUCUUGUGAAAGGCCCACAGACUGUGCUCCAGGAAAAAAACAAAAACCUAAUAUGCUGUGUGUGUAUAUAUAUAACACAACCUCAGAAACUACCCUCAGAGAGGAUUUGAUCCUAGGAUUCACUCGGUUCAACAAAUACUUCAGGAUAUCAAUCAAAUAAUAAUAUUAUUAAUAUAAUUAAGAUUAUAUAAUCUUUUCUCUCUUAAAAAAAUGCUACUUAAUUCAGCACAAACCACCAGUAGCCAGUCAUUUAUUGCCCCCCCCCCCCCCAAUAGGGUGCACCCCCAGCAGAGGUUUGCCCUACAUAUUUUUCCAUCUGUUUGGUAGCAGUGGACAUUGCUUGCUUACUUUGGGAGUUAAAUGAUGGUGACUUUGGAGCCUUGUCUCAGCACUUUUUUUUCUGUACCUCAUAAGCCUCUAUGUAUGAAGAGUAAGUCAGAAAAUUAAUAAAAAUGUAAUGGUUUGACAUCAUAAA
This is a messenger RNA of Scophthalmus maximus (turbot), 4213 nucleotides long. It is a transcript of the gene myclb, whose product is annotated as MYCL proto-oncogene, bHLH transcription factor b. Lineage: Eukaryota; Metazoa; Chordata; Actinopteri; Pleuronectiformes; Scophthalmidae. Bases 278 to 1798 code for a protein of 506 amino acids. The transcript has 3 exons. The record is from RefSeq and is a predicted model, not a curated record. Gene Ontology annotation, molecular function: protein dimerization activity; RNA polymerase II cis-regulatory region sequence-specific DNA binding; DNA-binding transcription factor activity, RNA polymerase II-specific. Gene Ontology annotation, biological process: regulation of transcription by RNA polymerase II.